AUGAAUACCACUAACGUAUACCAUUUCUAAUUGUAGUGGUACAUGGAUAUGCUUUCCUCUCAGGCUAGUCGGUGUAUUGUGAUGGCCAGUUCCUCCUCCAUCUUGGGAAAAUGGGAAAUCAGGUCCUGCAACGAACCACACGGCUUCAUCUGUCAGCGUAAAGUUGACUCAGGCAUCCCAGUCCCGACACCGACAGUGUUACCUAGAGGCUGGGUGAAGCUGGCCAACGACUCCUACAAGGUGCUGCCCCAGAACAGGACAUGGCCCGAAGCCCGGAUGCAGUGUGAGGCUGAGGAGGGCCAGCUGGCUAGCACCCUGGAUGAACUGUCAGUAGCCUACCUGGAGCUGCAGGCUCUGAAGCUGCAGACACCACUGUGGAUUGGACUCAAUAGGAAUGAGCCGUCCGCCCACGGCCCCACCCCAGUACCCUGGGGAAUGUAUCCAGGAGGGCAGGAGGAGAUCAGUG
Messenger RNA from Oncorhynchus gorbuscha (pink salmon), 466 nucleotides. RefSeq names its product C-type mannose receptor 2-like. Lineage: Eukaryota; Metazoa; Chordata; Actinopteri; Salmoniformes; Salmonidae. The annotation marks the transcript as partial. The record is from RefSeq and is a predicted model, not a curated record. The transcript is spliced from 4 exons.